This is a messenger RNA of Porites lobata, 2771 nucleotides long. The record is from the annotation of a GenBank genome assembly. Lineage: Eukaryota; Metazoa; Cnidaria; Anthozoa; Scleractinia; Poritidae.
UUUAUGAUUCCACCAAUCACAACCCAAGGAAAUAUAAUACACCGUCUCGCUCGAUUGGCCAGGAUAUUAUUAUAUCUGUGUUUUGAAUAACCAUACGCCAAUUUACGAAUUGGCACGAAGUUCGAUUUUUGUGCUUGGGGAAAUUUUCAUCUUUAACUUGACGGUGUUUAGGACAGGACUGCUUGCGGUUACUCAACAAGAAUGACUGAACAAACUAAAGCUGAACUCGCUAAGAAAGAAACGGAACUCGCUCAACCAAAGAAUAUGGACUUAAGCAGCGCAAUCGCCUCUGCGGUAAAUCAUGUUCUGGAUGGAUACGACUGGUCUUUAAUUCCUCUGCCUGUGAGAGUCAACGGCGGGCACAAGCAUAAACCGCAUGUUAAAAGGCCGAUGAACGCCUUUAUGGUUUGGGCACAAGCAGCCAGGAGAAAACUGGCCGAUCAGUACCCACAUCUUCACAACGCUGAAUUGAGUAAGACACUUGGAAAACUCUGGAAACUGCUGAAUGAUGCCGAAAAGAAACCCUUUAUCGAGGAGGCCGAACGACUGCGGUUGAAACAUAAGAGAGAGCACCCAGAUUAUAAAUAUCAACCGAGACGAAAGAAGCAGAAAGGUAACGGUGGAGGGGAACAGCCAGAGGCAACUAUCUCAGCUGACGAUCUGUUAAAAGUGCUCAAAGGUGACGGGCAAAUGGUGUCAAAAUCCGGCUGCCAAGACAGCAACUGUGCGAGCCCCGAGAGCAGCUUAAGCGAAGAAGUAAGCAGCCCUGAAUCUAACAGUUCAGCUACCUCUCCGCCGACAACCCCGACUGCAACAGUAAAGGUUGAAGGUGGAUUGAAGUUCUCCGAGACAAGCGUCCCGGAACCAGAGAUCAGCGCCCCUCAGUCCAGCUUUCCACUAAAAAAAACAGAACCAAAUGGUGUUAGUGUUCCCACUACUGGCAGUAGCAACGGGAUCGAUUUCCACGUCGAAAUGAGCGACCUGACCACAGAUCUAAUGGUGGACACGACAGAGUUCGAUCAAUAUUUGCAUUCGUACACACAGCCCCUGCAGUUGCCUUCUCCUCCCAGCGUCACUUAUACAUCGCAUGGUUACACACAAACACACGGUGGCGCCUCUAAGUUCGUGUCGAAUAACCCUGAAAACAGCCCGAUCUCAUCCAGCUACACGGAGUUCAUGGAGCAGCUGCAGAAGCUUCCUUCUUCUUACCCGCCGAAUCAGGUCGCUCCCUCGGCUCUGCACCAAAGAAACCAACCAGAGAACGGCAGCUAUCCCUUCUCAUUUGGCGAUUCGGUAGAGGUCAGUGGGAGCAGUGGUCGACCUAUUCCUCUGAUUCCUAUUCCUUCCUCGAGCGCGCAGAGCUCUUCCUCGCGUCUUCACACGCUCGUUUGGAAGUGAGAGACUGCUAAGAUAGGAGAUAGGGUUCAUGUUUGAUAAAUUAGCUCCUAUGGAGCGUCAAUUAAUUUGAUUUGUUGCUUUAUGCAGCAGUAGGAACGCUUACAAGAAUCUUUCUCGAACUUUGUUUUGCUUCUAAAUUUUAGGAGCUUUAAAGAGUUCAACACGCUAUGGCAAUGUCACGAGAGUUAACGUGUUCCCGGUCGCACGAGUUAAAAUUUCACUCGGAUUAUUAGUGUAAAAAUCACGAAGCAAUUGACGCACAUUUGCUUAUAAAUGUGAUGAUAUUUUAUUUCUCGCAGAAUUGUUCUUUGUUUUGAUGCAUUACAAUUUUUCUAUUUUAAUGUCGAGAAAAAAACCUGUUAACUGUUUUGUUUGAACGCACAGCUGACACGCUGUUAAGAAAUCAGAUCCUUACUGUCACUUUGCUUCAAGUCCUAAUUUAUCGCGUCCCUCCCUUUUAGAUGAGUUCUUGCCAAAAGAAACUGAUUUAUCGUCUAUCAAUCUUCAUGUAAAUAAUAAAAGAAUAGAGAUGAUAGGUUUUGAAAACGUCGUUUAGCUAAAAAAAAGUAGAAAAUGCAUUCUUUUAGCUUUGCUUUGGACUGGAUUCCCGCAUUUCAUGCUUCUGCUUGUGGCGAAAUAAAUGUUGGUUUUUACAAGAAAAUCAAAAUGUGUGCUGUUGUACUCGAUGGGUUUCCUUUUGCCCUUCAGUGCCGUUCGAUCGCCUGUGAUUAGCCGGUCACACUUGAGUAAUGGGCCCUACAAGGGAAAUGUGUGUUUAAGAAUUUGCACAACAGUUCAAUCGGCUCCUGGAGCCAAACAAACAGUUAAUGCAAGUUCAGUAGGUAGAAAGCUGCCUUAAAAGCGAGGAAGCAAAAUAAAACUACCCUAGAAAGUUCUUAAGUAUGAGAACAGAUGCCCUAAACAACCUUCGAUAAAACACAAAUUGACUUUUUGUACGUGCUCAAAUUUGCAUUUAUACAGCAGACUAGGGAAUAUUCAUAACAAGGGUACAAAUGAGAAACAAUAAGUCAAAAAUUUACUCUUUCAAGUUCAGUUUGGAGCUUAGAAUUUCACGAUAAUCUUCAAUGAAAGAAAAUCUUUCGGAGCGGAUAUGAAGCGAAGAGGUGACGGCUGACAAGGGCGUUAGUCCGGAUGCUGGCUUUAAGACUCGGCGCUUUCUGCUUGCUUUGUCAAAAGAAACGCGGGCCGUUUUAUUUGCAAAUGUUAACAACUGCCAUGAGACGAAUCCAUGGCGCGAUUCUCGAGAACAAAAGUUGCGCUGGGGUGAAUUUUUCCGCGAACGACUGCAACUUAAAACCUUCACAAGAGCGGUUUAAAGAUUUUUUCAAAAGUGCAAUGAACCGGAAGCAAAU